Sesamum indicum (sesame) is the source of this 1167-nucleotide messenger RNA. Its product is annotated as F-box protein At5g07610. Lineage: Eukaryota; Viridiplantae; Streptophyta; Magnoliopsida; Lamiales; Pedaliaceae. The record is from RefSeq and is a predicted model, not a curated record. Gene Ontology annotation, molecular function: protein binding.
AUGGCUAUUAAGUUCACUGCAGCAACAUCAGCUGAGGUUAUAGGUUCAGUCGAUGACCUCUUGCUACAAAUCUUGCUAUGGUUACCUGUAAAAUCGCUGAUGCGGUUCAAGCUAGUAUCCAAACACUGGAAAUCUUUAAUCAUGGGGCGUCAUUUUUCCCUUCUGCGCUAUACGGGCCCUAGCCCUGCAGUGGGAUUGUUCUGUCCUGGCCGGAAGAUCUCUGUUUUUAAGUACGUUCAUUUAGGUGCAGCAAAUCAGACAAAGCCCCUGUUCAGGGAAUUAAGGUUUCCUGAUGACCCUUUCUCAUUCUGGAUUCAGCAGUCUUGUAAUGGAUUAUUUCUGUGUUGUAGCUCUGGGAAUCUUGUUUGUAGGCGUAUUAGAUCUCCUGUACGGAGAUGCUACGUGUAUAAUCCGACUACAGGCUGUUACACCAAACUUCCAAGACCAGGUGUUGUGAAUGAAGUUCCAAGAAUUGUGCAUGGAGUAAACUUGGCUUUUGAUCAUGUUAUGGCUCCCUUUUACAAAGUUGUUUGUGUUAGAGGGUCGGAGUUUGCCCGCGAGCUUUUCCAGGUUGAGGUAUACUCGUCUGAGUCCGGUGCUUGGAGGGUGUCAGGCGAACCUUUCAGUUCCACAGCCAGUUUUGAGUAUGGGGUUUACUGGAAUGGCUCAGUUCAUUGGAUCAGUCAUAUGCCUAAAGAGCUUUUGUAUUUCAAUCUCGACAAAGAGAGGUUGGGGAAGACGUCGUUGCCUGGUAUAAGGGACGGUAAUGGGAUGAGAAAUGUUGGUUAUUUUGGGGAGUCUUGUGAUCAUUUGCAUAUCAUUGAAAGUCAUGAUUAUGAAAUAGUGUUUGAUGUUUAUGAGAUGAAGAGGGAUUACUCGGAAUGGUUUGUGAAGUACCGAGUUGAUCUCACAGUUGUUACUGCUGCUUUCCCUGAGAUAGCUUAUAUGAAUCCAUUGAUAAACAGAACUUGCUAUGCUUUCUCUGUUUUUUCUCUGGUUCGGGCCGAGGAGGAAAGUUCGUUCUUGGUUUUGCUGACUCCUCGUAAGGUUGUGCGACUCAGUCUUGACUGCAAUAUUGUGGAGGAGAUUUGUGAUUCUGCGGAUACUUGGUUUGAAUCUUUCUUGCCGCAUGCUUUCGAAUACAUUGAAUCCCUUGCCUGUGUUUGA